AUCGUUGUCGCCGUCGCCAGCACCUUCCCGCUCAUCAUCCCACUUGUAAUCAUCCUGGCUAUCCUGCAGCGAGUCGCUACUUUGAAGAUUUAGUAGCAGCAACAACAAAAAUGCGGAAGACCAAUUGUGCAGCCAAAUGGAGCAGGGCUGAGACAUUCAAAUGAAAUGAAAUGAAAUGGAAUGAAAUGAAAUGUGAUAUGUGCAGAUAUGUGACAAUGGAAUUGAAACAAGCGACGCCACUGGCACAAUUGAAUUGUAUUAUUAGACGUAAGGACAAGUUUCUGGCUGACUUGGAGGCAAUUGCACGCAUGGGAAAUGUGCAACCAGUUGUUGCUGUCGCUGUUGUUGUUGUUGCUGCUGUUGUUGUUGUUGCCAUUGAACCACAUACCCAUAGAGCUUAAAACUGGAAAUUCAUAUGCGUUUUCACUGCCAACAACAGCCACACAACGACGAGCUGGAGAGGAAGGCCAACAGCAUUGGCAAAAAUCCUGCCAUUUGAUGGAAAGUGAAAUUGCUUUCGUUUUCAUUUGAAAACUUUGGCAAACUCCAUUCAAUUGUCGUUGGCCAAUCCGUGCGGUUCGUUGCGAGCGCAUCAAUCAAAAUGAGAAUUACACAACUUUUGCAUAUUUUCUUGUGUGUUAUCACAUCCAUGGAAGCCAUGGGCUAUGGCACGAAGAAGGCGCGCUGCUUGAAUCCGCCGCGCACCGCCAGACGCGUCGAGUCCGUCAUCGGCGACUGUCAGGAUGAGGUCAAGAAUAAGCUGGUCAAUGAGGCAUACCAAAUACUCAAGGAGCAGGUGCAGCAGGAGCAGCCCACGCUGAAUGCCGACGACGGCGUGGAGUUCAUUGAGUCGCUUCAGUGGCCGCCCGUGCUGCAGCAGACAAGCCACGAGGCGCCACCCAAUGCCAGCCGCUACGAGUAUAUUGUCUACGAUGAGCCGGAGCCGCGGCGUCGCAUGGCGCGCCUGGUGCGCAGCCUGAAGCGUCUGGAUGUGGCCAGUGCGGGCAUCUAUCACCCGACGCUGGUGCCGCUGGAAGACAAGCGCAUUGCGGGCUGUCUGCUGCACUGCGUCUAUGCGAGGAACAACGCCAUUGACAAGAAUGGCUGGCCGACACUGGACGGCCUGGUCGGCUUUUAUUCGGAGGGUGUUCACGAGCACGGCUUCUUUAUGGCCACAUUACGUUCGGUUAAUCUCUGUCUGCGGGCCAUGACCACCAAAUACCAAGUAAAUCGCCGGCAGCUGCCGCAGAAAGGCGAAAGCUGUGACUUGGCAUUUGAUGUGUUCGACUGCAUAUCGGAUCAGAUAACAGGCUAUUGCCUGGAUCAAUAUAGCUAGUAUUAGUUGGGGCUAUAAUAAAAACAUCCUUAUUUAUUGUUGCUUUAAGAUUUUUAUUACUACGUUUGCGCCAUCUAUUGUUUGUUUUCACAACCAAGCAAUGGCUUUACAAAUUUGACCUAAGAUGGCGCCACACUGCUUUGUUUGCAUAUGUUUGCCGCAGAGCUGUCACCCGAUGCAAAUUUUAAACAACCAUUGUUGUAACUGUAAAGCGCAUAAAUAGUAAUUUUGAACUAAACGCCAUUAUUUUAAAUGAAA
Drosophila virilis is the source of this 1594-nucleotide messenger RNA. It is a transcript of the gene Obp73a, whose product is annotated as Odorant-binding protein 73a. Gene Ontology annotation, molecular function: odorant binding. The record is from RefSeq and is a predicted model, not a curated record. Lineage: Eukaryota; Metazoa; Arthropoda; Insecta; Diptera; Drosophilidae.